Messenger RNA from Arachis ipaensis, 1881 nucleotides. NCBI's taxonomy places the organism in Eukaryota, Viridiplantae, Streptophyta, Magnoliopsida, Fabales, Fabaceae. The record is from RefSeq and is a predicted model, not a curated record.
UUAACGCUGAUCUGGUGAAAGUGAAACCCUACAAAAGUGAAGUUGCUCCAGUGAUCUUCUCAACAGCGCUCUCCAGUGACUGAAACCCGAAACGACGAUCUGUGUGAUGAUCUUCUCUAGCGCUGCUCUGGUGACGAUCUUCUCAGUGGCGUUCUCCGAUGAAUCGAUGCUUUCAGUUUUUAGUUUCUUCUGGCUGUUCCUUGAGCUGUCUUUUUAGUUCAUUUUUUUCUGUUUUUGACUUUUUUUCUUCACUCUUGGUGAAAUUGAAGUUUUGGUUGUUGAUCUGUGAUGAACAGAAAUGGUGAUUCUCGAUUGAGGAGUUAGGGUUUUGACUGAGAGCGAUGGGGAGAGGAAGAUCGCGAUAAGGAGGAUCGACAAUUCCACGAGCAGGCAAGUGACGUUCUCGAAGCAAAGGAACGGUUUGUUGAAGAAGGCGAAGGAGCUUGCGAUUUUGUGCGAUGCUGAGGUUCGAGUUAUGAUCUCUUCCAUCACUAACUCUAUGAUUUCUCCGGUUCCAGUUGACUGCAUUGACUGUGCUACUAAUGCAUCAGUGGUUAGCGCUCUGAACGAAGGAAUUUUAGCUGCAACAGAAAUGGCAGGUCUUCAGAAAAAGCCUUGGGUUAUGAUCAAUGUCAAUGAUGAUAAAGAUCUUCAUAUUCGCAAAGCCGAAUUUGAUCCAGAAGACUGUCCAGCAAAUUGUUCUCGCCCUUGCAAAAUUGUGUGCCCUGCUAAUGCAAUAUCAUUCCUAGGGAAAUCAGCAUCUGGAACUUCAUUUAAUACGGAAUUACCCAAAGUGUUAAUGGAUGGAGUCAUAACAGAACGCUGCUAUGGUUGUGGCCGUUGCCUUCCGGUUUGCCCCUAUGACAAAAUAAUGGGUGCUAAUUUUCCAGAAAGUGCAGCCGGAGAGCAUCGAGUUCAAGAACAUCGAGAAAAUGAAGAGCAAGGCAUGCGUAAUAUUCUGAAUGACUAUAUUCUUAUCUACAGAAGAAUGGGGGUAGAGGCAGAGAAACUGCAUAUUAUUGAUAAGGAUUGCAUUGAAAAAGGAAUUGUAGAACUUAUCUGCAAGCAUAAUAUCAAGAAGCUUGUGAUGGGAGCAGCUUCUAAUAAGUACCAUUCUAGUUCAUUUGCAAAGGAUACCUUAUACACACAAGGCACAAGGGAUGCAGGUUUGAUUUGAACACUAUGCUUAAUAUUUACUGGUCUCAAAAAGCUUGUUUAAGGAUACCUUCCAGGCUACAUUUGCUGCUUCCAAGUUGAAUGAUUCAAGAUGGGAUUCAGAUUAUGAGAAAUUGUGGAAGCCUCCACCAAAUCAUGGCUUUCUGCCCUGUACUAAGCUUACUCCUAAUUAUACAAUGUGAGACUGUGUCUGAGCCAGGAAAUAAUCCUACCAGUGGGAAGGUACAUGAGUCAACCUUCCAAUUACAAAACCUUGCUUUUGAGGAAACCACUUUGAAGCAUCGUCCUUCCAAAAAAACUUCAUUGAAAAUUCAGUAUAAGUUAGACUUCGAGCAUAAGGAUAUGACAUGUUCGCCGCCACCCAUCCCAGAAACAUGGACUUAUGAGAUACUGCUUUUUCGAUGAUAUCAUUUACAUUAGAAGUUUCACUAUAAACGACAAGUUUCUCAUCCUCCAAAUAGAAUGGAAGUCUAAUCACAAAUGGUUCUUUCUCUUGGAUUUCGUAUCCAAAUAAACGACAGACUACCUCACAUGCCGAAGUGUACCUACAAUCGUAGUAAUUUCUAAUUUUGUCAACAACUUGUGUGGCUUCUGACGAAUCACCAGCAUUGUAUAGGGUAGCUGUUAUGCAAUCAUUGCCCUUGUGUACAUACUUAAGAUACUUAAUAGAAUUUGUUUGGCAUGUGUAUCUCACAUUUAUGUGGC